This is a messenger RNA of Catharus ustulatus (Swainson's thrush), 2621 nucleotides long. It is a transcript of the gene PHF21B, whose product is annotated as PHD finger protein 21B. The transcript is spliced from 14 exons. The coding region runs from base 101 to 1591 and encodes 496 amino acids. The record is from RefSeq and is a predicted model, not a curated record. Lineage: Eukaryota; Metazoa; Chordata; Aves; Passeriformes; Turdidae.
AAGCCAAACAAAACCAAACCAAAAACCAAACCAAACAAACAAACAAAAAAACUUCACUCGGAUCUGAAAGUGGCAGGAAAGUGCCUGGCAAGUUGCAGGGAUGGAGCUACACAGCUUGCAGGAGGCGUUAAAAGUGGAAAUCCAAUGUCACCAGAAACUAGUUGCACAGAUGAAGCAAGAUCCACAGAACGGGGAUCUUAAGAAACAAAUCCAUGAAAGGCAAUCAAGAAUAGCAGCUCUUAAUGAGAAACAAACUUUGGGAACGAUCACUGCAGUGCCCAUUAAGGUUCCUCAGGUCAGCUCCUUGCAGAGGUUGGCAGGACAAGGACCGGCAGUGCUACCUCAGGUUAGGCCAAAGACUCUGAUUCCAGACAGCCUCCCAAUCUCCCCGUGCAGAGACCAGCCUUCCAAGCAGCCUCCCACCUUCCAGAAGGCAACCAUAGUGAGCAUCAAAAACCCUAGCCCUGCCCUCCCGACUGCCAACAACACCGUCAGCCAUGUACAGACCCACAACAGCCAGUCACAAAGUGUCACUGAGCCUGCAGCCCUCUCGUCCCCUCUGAGUGGUGCCGGCGUGGCCUACGCCAUCAUUUCCACCUCCCCCAGCAAUGCAGCUCCGAUCAGCACCAGCGCCGCUGUCUCCGUGGUCAACGACAGCAUCAAAGUGCAGCCGCUUCUCAUCAGUGCCGACAGCAAGGUUAUCAUUAUUCAACCUCAAGUCCAAACCCAGACAGAAAGUAAAGUGGAGACAAAGAAACCUCCUGAAGACUCAGCUCAGGGACUGCCUGCUACCAAAAAGAAAAAGGAGGAAAAUCCAGAGAAAAUUGCCUUCAUGGUAGCACUAGGACUGGUUACAACAGAACAUUUGGAAGAAAUCCAGAGCAAGCGUCAGGAAAGAAAGAGAAGAAGCACAGCAAAUCCAACCUACAGUGGACUCUUGGAAACAGAGCGGAAACGCCUUGCAUCGAAUUAUUUGAAUAACCCCUUGUUCCUUUCAACAAGAGCAAAUGAGGAUUCGUUCUGGAAGAAUGAGAUCCAUCAUGAUGAACACUGCACUGCUUGCAAGUGUGGAGUUAACUUGCAGCCCUGUGGCACAUGUCCCAGAGCAUAUCACCUCAACUGCUUGGACCCACCCCUCAAAACUGCACCCAAAGGGCUCUGGGUCUGCCCAAAGUGCCAACAGAAGGUGUUAAAGAAAGAUGACAAUGUGCCAUGGACUGGAACUCUGGCUAUUGUUCACUCCUACGUUACUCAUAAAACAGUCAAAGAAGAAGAGAAGCGAAAGUUAUUAAAGAGAAGCAGUGAGCUGAAGAGUGAGCAUAGACAGUUAGAAGAAAAAGAUCGACUUCUCAACAGUGCAGUGAAGAAAUGCUUAGAGCUAAAAACCAACCUGAUGGCCCAGCAGAAAGAGACUCAGUCAUCACUGGAACGUCUCAAAACCCUCAUUAGACUGAUACAAAAUGAGCAGAUGAUUCAGGUUACCAUGACAACCACCACCACCACCUCCCUGCUAUCCAUCCCCUGGAUCAAACCCUCUGCUGCCUCUGCUGCCAUGCACAAAGCCUUGCAACCAUCCCAGGGUAACAACUGACAGGAGUCGGCUGAGUGAGGUCUAAGGAAGGGGCGACAGGAAACUUUGUGCACGUGAGCAGAGGAGAGAUGAAACUGGAAUAAAUGACAGAAGGGGCAGUCUCAGUUUUGAUACACUGGCAGAGCAGUCAGCCCAGUUUGUAGGUCACUGUGGCAGCAGGUUCCCACAGAGUGGGUUGUGCUGCAGUUUCGUAUUUGCCAAGACCUUCAGUGCUUAUGACAUUUUGUUUUGUUAUGUUGGCCUUAAUGUGUUUAUGACUGAGGAUGAACAGGAAAAGCAUGGCUGAUAGGAAACAGGAUAGCCUUUUGUGGUGGCACACAGGCUUUCUGUUCUAAGGGGAGAGGAGUUAGUGAGGGAUUAGAGAAGUAGUUGGGCUGAAAGCUAUGUGUGUGGGGGGGAAUCAGUGAGAUAACCAGAAACUGAGCUAUUAGCACUUGAAAUGGAUUGUUUUCAGAGGAACAAGUUUGGCUCCAUUUUUUCAGGUGACUUGGAGAUGGGGUCAUUGUGACCAGAACAGCAUCACGGACACUCACAGAGCCUUGGAAACAAAAUAUCUUUUUUUUCUGUAUUAUUAGACUUGAGAAUUGCAAAUAUUUAAAUAAAGAAACUGUAUGAAGUUAGCAUUUCUAGUAAAAUAUUGAAGUAUUUUCAUGCUGAUGCUUCUGUAUAUGCGUUCCAAAAUAUUUUAAAAAUACGACUGUAAAACUCCUUUUGCAGGUCCUUUUUACUUAUUUUGCUAUCAGUGUAUUUUUCUCAUGGAGUUUUUGUGCAAGGUUUAGCAUCAACCAUAACAGUGGAUUUCUUCGACAGUUUGAGUUUCAUUUUUAAAAAUUAUUAUUUUGUGGUUUUCUGUCUUUUUGUUAAUUUUGGAUUCUUUUUAAAAGAAAAAAGCAAAUAAAUAUUCUGGGUUUUGUUUCUUGUCAGUACAGAUAAUAUGCCAAAAAAUAACUUAACAUUUUUGUACUGCAUUUUUAUUGUUAAAGACAUGUAACUUUUUUGGUUUGGUUUGGUUUGGUUUGUUUUCUUUUGU